Diachasmimorpha longicaudata is the source of this 1489-nucleotide messenger RNA. Its product is annotated as integrator complex subunit 12. Gene Ontology annotation, cellular component: integrator complex. The coding region runs from base 535 to 1359 and encodes 274 amino acids. Lineage: Eukaryota; Metazoa; Arthropoda; Insecta; Hymenoptera; Braconidae. Gene Ontology annotation, biological process: snRNA 3'-end processing. The transcript has 5 exons. The record is from RefSeq and is a predicted model, not a curated record.
UCGAAAUGCUCUGUCAGUCUCUCAUUUAUUUUCAAAUAAAUAAUUUAAGUAGCCACUGUGGUGUGACGCCUUGUCCACUCUAAUUAAUAAUUAAAUACAUUAAUUAAUGAACUACAAAUGAUUCCCUAUCGAUAUAAAGUGAAACUAUUAGAAAUAAUUAUCAUUUUUUACUAAACUGUCUGCCAAACGCACCUUCGAUUUUUCAUUAUUUAUUCGUAAAUAAAUGUGCAAAUGGAUACAAAUCUAAUACAAACGAUAUGAUUAAUUUCAUUUAGCGAAAAGUAAUCACCUUUCGACCAUGUACAUACGAAUCUCGGUCUUUGCCUGGAUUUUUGGGCAACAGGAGGGGAUUAGAGGCUCCAGUGAAAAAUUCACUGGUUGAUUUUCGUCGUUUGGAGGCUGUGGACACGUUCAACGAAUGUUUACUUGACAAUGGGACUCGAGGGUCCGAUGAUUGGCUGAUGGAGGUGGCAGACAGCGGCAUAACCUCAAAAUUCAUCGACACUUCUGUUACAGACCAUUGGGUAGAGCAACAUGACACAUUCGGAUUUAGAUUCUCACUUUGUUCAGGGGCUCAGGCUCCUUCAUUCCUCUAACAAGGAUUCCAUGGAUCAGUUGAGAAGCCUUCUGGAUGAGGCUAUCAAGCAGAAGCAUGGCUUGUCGAAGAUGCUGUGCAAUGUACUGCAUAAAAAGUACACGAUGGAGGAGCCCGUCCUCAGUGACCACAGCAGCACGAGCAGCAAAAGGAGCAAGAGCUCGAGUGCAUCCUCCAAGCACUCCCAUAAAUCCAACAAAAGUGACUCCCCCGAGGAAGUGAUCCCUCGAACACCUCCAGAACUUUUAAUCAGCGAUGAUCCAUUGGCUGAGAUCCUCGAGGAUGACUUGACCUGCGUCGUCUGCAAGGGAAUGGACGUAGGAGCGAGGAAUAGGCUCGUCGAGUGCGCUGAUUGUCAUGCACUCUAUCAUCAGGAGUGUCACACACCCCACAUUCAGGACUCGCAGAUUGAUGUACCAAAAUUGUUGUGGUACUGCUCGAACUGCAUCAAGGCACAUCAGCCUCCCAAGGAUAAACCACCACCAAAGCCACCGGUAGAGAGCAAAAAAGAUGUGAAAAAGUCAACUUCUAGUUCCAAGCAUUCAGACAAAUACAAGAGCUCCUCCAGCCACUCGGUGAUAACAGAUUCCUCAGUAUCCAAAACAACCCCUAGUAUCAACAUAAUCACUGGUGACAGACGACUGAAGGAUGUUACGAAAAAGGCUAAAGGGGACAAGCGCAGCAGUAGCACCAGUUCGAGUAAAUACACAUCAAGUUCAUCCUCUUCCAAGAAUUCCGAAAAAUCGAGUAGAAAAAAUGACUAAUGAGGGUCAAUUGAGUGGAUAAUGUCCCCGGAUUAAAAGUGAGAAACUAACUGUAACAAUAAUUCACUGCCAAACAUUGAAACUUAAGCCAUAAAACUUCCCCCAUCACAAUAAAAUAAUUUUCCCUUGA